CUGGCGCUGGAUCGUCUGGCUCGUCAGCGGGCAUCGGGUCACCAGACAUGACAGUGGGCACUGGGUCAUCAGGCAUUGGAUCGUCUGGCUGGACAGCGGGCAUCGGCUCACCAGGUAUGACAGCGGGCACUGGGUCACCAGGCAUUGGAUCGUCUGGCUCGACAGCAGGCAUCGGGUCACCAGGCAUCAGGUCAUUUGGCUCGACAGCGGGCACCGCGUCAUCUGGCAAGGCAGUGGGCACCGAGUCACCAGGCGCGACAGUGGGCUCUGAGUCAAUUGGCAUGACAGCGGGCACCGGGUCAUCAGGUACCGGAUUGUCUGGCUCGACAGCA
This is a messenger RNA of Staurois parvus, 332 nucleotides long. Lineage: Eukaryota; Metazoa; Chordata; Amphibia; Anura; Ranidae. The record is from the annotation of a GenBank genome assembly.